AUGAUUCGAGGCAUCUCUUAUGCGCUUUGUGCGCUGGCUCUUAGCCCCUGGGCUAGAGCUGCCCCGCAGCUGAAUGCGCGAGCUACAGGCAGCGUGGAUACCUGGCUUGCGUCUGAAACCACUGUCGCCCUCGAUGGUAUCCUUGCCAACAUCGGCGCGGACGGAGAGUUCUCCAAGAGUGCGAAGUCCGGUAUCGUCAUUGCCAGUCCUAGCACUAGUAACCCGGACUAUUACUACACCUGGACUCGAGACUCGGCUCUGACGAUGAAGGUUCUGGUUGAUCUUUUCGUCAAUGGUGAAACCAGUCUUCAGACGGUCAUUGAGGAGUACAUCAGUUCUCAGGCCUACCUGCAGACAGUCUCCAGUCCAUCUGGGUCUCUUUCUGACGGAACUGGUCUUGGAGAACCCAAGUUCAAUGUUGACGAGACGGCGUUCACUGGUAGCUGGGGUCGUCCCCAGCGUGACGGACCCGCGCUGCGAGCGACCGCUUUGAUUAACUUUGGCAAUUGGCUGAUUAACAAUGGCUACUCCACCUACGCCACAAACAUCGUCUGGCCCAUCGUCCGCAAUGAUCUAUCGUACGUUGCUCAGUACUGGAAUCAGACUGGUUACGAUCUAUGGGAGGAAGUCAGUGGAUCUUCGUACUUCACUGUUGCCGUCCAACACCGAGCACUCGUGGAAGGUAGCACCUUCGCUAAGAGCGUCGGCUCGUCCUGCAGCUGGUGUGAUUCUCAAGCCCCUCAGAUCUUGUGCUUCAUGCAAAGCUUCUGGACCGGUUCCUACAUGCUUGCCAACACCAACAGCGGCCGCUCUGGCAAGGAUGCAAACACCGUGCUCGCCAGCAUUCAUACUUUUGAUCCCGCCGCUGGCUGUGACGACACAACAUUCCAGCCUUGCUCGCCACGUGCGCUAGCCAACCACAAGGUCUACACAGACUCUUUCCGUUCGGUUUACUCGCUCAAUUCCGGGAUUGCUGAGGGCACUGCGGUUGCAGUUGGUCGCUACCCCGAAGAUUCGUACUACAAUGGCAACCCCUGGUUUUUGACCACUCUUGCGGCCGCGGAGCAGUUGUACGAUGCCAUUUACCAGUGGAACCGCAUCGGAUCGAUCACCAUCACCAGCACUUCCCUGGCGUUCUUCCAGGAUCUCUACAGCUCUGCAGCUGUUGGAACUUACUCUUCUUCCAGCUCCACUUUCAGCUCUAUCAUCAGCGCCGUCAAGACUUAUGCUGAUGGAUACGUGAGCGUUGUUGAAGCUCACGCGAUGACCAACGGCUCCCUCUCGGAGCAAUUCGACAAGUCGUCUGGUAGCGAGCUCUCUGCCCGAGACCUGACCUGGUCCUAUGCUGCCGUCUUGACGGCUAACAUGCGCCGUAACUCGGUCGUGCCUCCAUCUUGGGGCGAGACUACUGCAAGCAGUGUCCCUUCUGUGUGCUCUGCAACGUCUGCCACCGGUACCUACAGUACCGCCACGAACACUGCUUGGCCAAGCACCUUGACCAGCGGCAGCGCUGGGACCGAAACCACCACCACCACUACUACCACUACGGCGAGCGGCACUACUACUACCACUACCACUUCCAAGACCUCCACGACAACCUCCACUUGUUCAACACCCACAAGUGUCGCCGUGACUUUUGAUGUGAUUGCCACGACUACUUAUGGAGAGAAUGUGUACAUCUCCGGGUCCAUCUCUCAAUUGGGCAGUUGGGAUACCAGCAGCGCAGUCGCAUUGAGCGCCAGCCAGUACACUUCUAGCAACCACCUGUGGUAUGUCACGGUCAGCCUUCCUGCUGGCACUACCUUUGAGUACAAGUACAUCCGCAAGGAGACAGAUGGAUCCAUUGUCUGGGAGAGCGACCCUAACCGGUCAUACACUGUUCCCUCUAGCUGUGGCGUCAGCAGUGCUACUGAGAGCGAUACAUGGAGGUAG
Aspergillus saccharolyticus JOP 1030-1 is the source of this 1932-nucleotide messenger RNA. RefSeq names its product putative glucan 1,4-alpha-glucosidase. Gene Ontology annotation, cellular component: fungal-type vacuole. Gene Ontology annotation, biological process: polysaccharide catabolic process. The record is from RefSeq and is a predicted model, not a curated record. Bases 1 to 1932 code for a protein of 643 amino acids. Gene Ontology annotation, molecular function: glucan 1,4-alpha-glucosidase activity; starch binding. The transcript has 5 exons. NCBI's taxonomy places the organism in Eukaryota, Fungi, Ascomycota, Eurotiomycetes, Eurotiales, Aspergillaceae.